GAAGGUGCUUUAAUAAACAAUGAGCGUCUCCGGCUGGCAGCAUGACAUCACCGCUGGAUUUGGAGACAGAGACGCGCACGGGGAACGCUGAGGCACCAUUAACCGAAUCUGCACCAUCCAAGUAAAUAUUGGCAUCGCAGUUUCUCCAGGAGGUAUUAGAUAACAGGUAAAGAAUAUAUAGGCUAUGUUCCGUGCAGAAUUGGCCACAGACCGAGAAGGAUUUAGCGCCAUGGCCUGGAUUUAGGACUAUAGAGCUUCAGCAUCAUUAUUAUCUGACGGUACUGGAUGUCCCCUCCCCCACCACCCCGUUUACGGAUGGUCCGGUUAUAGGCGUCUUUUCUUCCAUUCAAGAUAAACAAAACAAGCGAAAUCCAGUGCACGGACGGAUAUUUAUCGCGUCCCGACAUUUCUAGAGGUCAGAUUGCGUUGCCUUGUGUGUCGCGAGGUGAUGCACACAGCUGAGCACGAGGACUCGCGCGCGCACGCCAACCGAAGCUGUUCGUGGUGCUGAAGGCGGCUGAGAGAACGCGCGACAAAGCUGCGAGGAGUAUGGCCGCCGGCAAGCUGCUGCUCUACGCUGGUCUCUCUCUGUCCCUGUGCGCGCUAGGCAUGCUGGCCGUGGCCGUGUGCUCCGACCACUGGUACGAGACGGACGCCAGGCGCUAUCGCGAGCGGUGCCGAAGCUUCUCGAGCCGCCGCAAGGAUCCGGGUUUCAUCUACAUUCCCAACAACAGCCUGCCGCUGCGCGCCAGCCGCUCGCGCCUCGACCGCUGGGAAGGCAAGCUGCUCGUGACGCGCAACCGACGGCAGCUUUUCGCCAUGAGCGCCGCUGACGAGUGCAGCCGCCAGUACAACUCCACCAACAUGGGCCUGUGGAGCAAAUGCCACCGCCUGGGGUUCGACCAGGAUAUCGAAGACCUCAUUCGGAAAGGUUCCAUUGCACGAUGCUCCUAUAUCAAAUACCACUACUCCUCAGCAACGAUACCCAAGAAUCUGUCCUACAACAUCACCAAGACCAUCCGACAGGAUGAGUGGCACUCCUUGCACCUGCGCAGGAUGACGGCGGGUUUUAUGGGCAUGGCGGUGGCCAUCAUCCUUUUUGGCUGGAUCAUUGGCAUGCUCGGCUGCUGUUGGGACCGAGGCCUAAUGCAGUAUGUGGCGGGUCUGCUCUUCCUCAUGGGUGGUACCUUCUGCAUCAUCUCGCUGUGCACCUGCGUAGCGGGAAUUAAUUUUGAGCUUUCUCGCUAUCCGCGCUACCUGUACGGCCUCCCAGACGACAUCAGCCAUGGUUACGGCUGGUCCAUGUUCUGUGCCUGGGGUGGCCUGGGCCUGUCUCUUAUCGCUGGCUUCUUCUGCACGCUGGCUCCCUCCGUUCAGCCAAUCCCACGCUCCACCUGCCCCAAAUCCCGGCAAGAAAACGGCACAGUGUGUUAAGCGGAGGCUGCCGACAAAGUCACCAUGCAGGGGCGUGCAGAGUGGAAAACAUAUAAACAAUAAGACGACUGUUUAUCAAAACCAUAUGUUUGUUCCAAAGUCAUUUCUGAUCUCACCAGUCAGAUGCCAUUUUCGUGUGACUUUGCAAGUAAGUAUCCUGAUUGUUCCAUGACAAAAAAAUAAUAAUAAAUGAAAGCCAGUAUGUUACUGAGAUUCCGAAAUGGAGAUACCACACAGGAACACUUCACUUUCAGGAUUUUAUUUCUUUCCCAUUGAGAACAUUGGGAAAGGCAGCAUGAAACGGCGACUAAUGGAGACUUGUACAUCAGUAUGUGAAAAUACAGCAGCAUGAAACCUUGAAAGGUGUGUAAGAGUUUCUAGCUGUUAGUUGUCUCUUUAUUGAUAAAUUGGUGCUUUGGGGUUGAAAAAAAAAUCCCAAUAUAGUAUAUGUGUUUUGUGUUUGAAGAGUUACUGAACUGGAGACAGUGCCAAUCUAUAUCUAAGGAGGGUAACAAUGCAAAUGAAACGUUUUGAAGCAAUGGAUUCUAUGAUACCAAUAUAGUUAUAGUGAAAUGGAGCAGCACUGGAUACUGGAUACAACCACAAGCCCUUUAGUCUGCAGACAAGAAAUCUGUACUGUAAGAAAAUGAGGAAGACACUGUAAGAAGAGGAACGGGACACAUCUGCUGGUGCCAGUAUCUCUCUACUGCUGUAUUGCAAAUUGUAAAGAAUAUUCCAGAACAAAUCAUUACCAUGAGGAGAGAUUUGAGAGAGUUUCAUUUCUUCCAUUCUCCAACAGGAUCAUGUAAAUGUUUUUAACAUGGUACUCCACCUUUUUUUUUUUUCCUUUCUUUAAUUGACAUGUACCUUGAACGGGUGUGAGUGUAUACGUGUGUAUAUGUCCUCAAUUUCGCUCUUCUCGAUAAAUGUUGUGUUAAUUUGGGUGGGUGUUUAUUUUCUGAAGAGGGACAGAGGAGGGGAAACAACAGUGUCAGAUAAAAAAAAAAGAAAAGAAAAAAAGAAAAUGCCAGAAACGUUCAACUCGAUAGGUUAGUUCUUUGAUAAACAUUUAAAAAAUAAUAAUAAUUUAAAAGGAAAGA
Molecule: messenger RNA, 2534 nt
Organism: Ictalurus punctatus (channel catfish)
Lineage: Eukaryota; Metazoa; Chordata; Actinopteri; Siluriformes; Ictaluridae
Gene: tmem178bb
Product: transmembrane protein 178Bb
Exons: 5
Coding region: 550-1434 (294 amino acids)
Cellular component (GO): membrane
Source: RefSeq, a predicted model, not a curated record